CGUUUCGCGAGGGACGUCGGUGCGGUCGCUUUCGUGCGGAAUUUUCGCAAUCUAUUACAUGUGAUUUAUUAAAAAAUAACUAGUCAUGUCCCUAAAGGGUGAUUUUAGGACAGAUUCGCCCGUCACGACGUUUCGUGCUCGUUAUAAAGGAUAGAUGUGCAAAAAUCACGUUCCGAUAUCAAAACAAAGUAGGAGAGUAGGUAAUUUGUCGGAAUUUGUGUGUAUGUAUUUAUAUUGUAAAUAUUUGUAGCCAGUUUUAAGUAAUUGAGUGUAAGCGUUUAAAAAAAACAAAGUGCAAUGUGAUUUGUGGUUCGUUUUUAUGGAUUUUAAAUUUCGAAUUUGGAAUUCGUAUUUUAUGCCGAUAAUGACGAGUUAAAUGACAACAUGAGUCUCUGAUGCCGUUAAAAUGACUGCAACUAAAACGGAGAUGGCACAUGCGGGCAGCAGCUUCCAGUGGGACAAACUGUCACCAGCAGAGUUCCAGCAACUGCAGGAGUUGACAUCAUAUUCGACCAAAAAACUUCAAGAUGUGCUCAAAGAGUUUUGUGAAGUCAAGAAGCAGAGCCCAGAUGGGGAUAUCGACUAUGAAGGUUUCCGCUGGUUUCUGGAUACAUUCCUCGAGAUUUCAGCCCCUGAUGAGUUGUCCAGGCACCUCUUCCUUUCGUUUGUACGCCGAGACCGGCGGCCGGCGCUCCGCGAGAUGGCAGCAGCGAGCUCCACCGCCGCUUGCGCAGCCGUCACAGCUCAUGCAGACCAUCAAGGCAAGUUGAGUUUAGCAUCCAAGAUCCAUGGUUUGGCGGAGCGGUUACAGCAGUUGGGCAAGAGUUCUGGAGACUCAGUGGAUGGGAGUGACAAGGGGUCCAGGAGUCGAACUGGAAGCGUCCAUCCGAUGUUUACAGUGACCACGCAUCCGUCGUAUUCUUCACAUGAGCUCUGUCUGGACAGACGCAAUGAGACCAGCCCCAGCCAUAGCCAGAUGUCCAGGAAUUCCAGUCGGAAAAGCAGCAACUCUCUCAGAGUCAACCAGUCUACUAAGAUCGAAGAUUUCAGGCAUCUAAUGAGACGAUCAUCGACACUGGAAGUCCACACUGCCAGGGUAUCUCUGAAAGACAUCGUCUGCUACCUCUCACUCUUGGAAGCUGGAAGACCAGAAGAUAAACUGGAAUUCAUGUUUCGGCUGUACGACACGGACGGUAACGGCGUUUUGGAUACAAAUGAAAUGGAUUGUAUCGUGAAUCAAAUGAUGACUGUUGCUGAGUACCUUGGAUGGGAGACUUCGGAACUUAGGCCGAUCCUACAAGACAUGAUGGUGGAGAUAGACUAAGAUGCUGACGGUACCGUGUCGCUUGAUGAAUGGAAGCGGGGAGGAAUGACUACAAUACCGCUCCUAGUACUCCUAGGACUGGAUACAAAUGUCAAAGAGGAUGGCGAGCAUGCAUGGCGACUGAAACAUUUCAGCAGGCCGGCCUACUGUAAUCUAUGCCUGAACAUGCUAGUUGGACUUGGAAAGAAAGGACUUUGUUGUAUCUUCUGCAAGUUCACAGUACACGAGCGUUGUGUACAGAGGGCGCCUGCGUCGUGUAUUGCCACCUACUCUAAGUCAAAAAGGGCGCCCGCUACGUUAGCCCAUCAUUGGGUUGAAGGCAACUGCCACGGCAAAUGCGCUCGAUGUCGGAAAAAGAUCAAGGGCUACAACGGUAUCACUGGACUGCACUGUCGCUGGUGUCAUAUCACUCUGCACAACCGUUGCGUGGGCAGCGCGGGCGGCGCGUGCUCGCUGGGCCGCCACGCGCGCCACAUCCUGCCGCCCACCGCCAUCCGGCCGCUCGUACUCGACCGACAGAGGUCGCUGCCACAUCGCCCGCAGAAUGACCAGCAAUCACUACCCACCUCGAUAUCCCUGCCUAUAUCGAUAGCAGCAUCUUCAGAAGAGAAAAAAGAAGAAAGAGAGAAGCGCGAACCUCGAGCACCUCCCAUCUCCUUUCAGAUCACCCCCCCUGACGGGUCAUGCCCCCUACUCGUGUUCAUCAAUCCCAAGUCUGGAGGACGACAAGGAUCCAGGGUUUUACGAAAGCUGCAGUACAUUUUAAACCCUCGACAAGUACAUGAUAUCGCUAAAGGAGGACCCAUGCAAGGUAAAAUGAAUCACAUGUUUAUCAUGUUCUGA
Spodoptera litura is the source of this 2167-nucleotide messenger RNA. It is a transcript of the gene Dgk, whose product is annotated as diacyl glycerol kinase 1. The record is from RefSeq and is a predicted model, not a curated record. Gene Ontology annotation, biological process: signal transduction. Gene Ontology annotation, cellular component: plasma membrane. NCBI's taxonomy places the organism in Eukaryota, Metazoa, Arthropoda, Insecta, Lepidoptera, Noctuidae. Gene Ontology annotation, molecular function: calcium ion binding; ATP-dependent diacylglycerol kinase activity.